CGUGUUUCCCCGGCGUGACUACCUUAACCUGAUUACCUUCGCCCCUCGUCGUCCACUCCAUUCCAUCCGUCACACCACUCCCCUCUUGCCUUUUUAUACCACCCCCUCAGCCAGACGUCACAGGUCCGUGGCCCAUCGCUCGACCGCCCCUCCGACCGUGCUGUGGCCUUGCCCUCCUGAUCGGUCAGAUCGAAUCUAACAUCGCAUUCAUCCCUAGACCUUGAACUCUCGCCACCGCCAUCAUGGGUCUCACUUUCUCCAAGUUGUUCGACCGGCUAUGGGGCCGUAAGGAGAUGCGUAUUCUGAUGGUCGGUCUCGACGCUGCCGGUAAAACCACCAUCCUGUACAAGCUGAAGCUCGGUGAAAUCGUCACCACCAUCCCCACGAUUGGUUUCAACGUCGAGACCGUCGAAUACAAGAACAUUCAGUUCACCGUGUGGGACGUCGGUGGUCAGGACAAGAUCCGUCCUCUCUGGAGACACUACUUCCAGAACACUCAGGGUAUCAUUUUCGUUGUCGACAGCAAUGACCGUGACCGUAUCGUCGAGGCCCGCGAGGAGUUGCAGCGCAUGUUGAACGAGGACGAACUCCGUGAUGCCCUCCUCCUGGUCUUCGCCAACAAGCAAGAUUUGCCGAACGCCAUGAGCCCUGCCGAGAUCACCCAGCAGCUUGGUCUGCAGAGCCUCACCCGCCGCCCCUGGUACAUCCAAUCCACCUGCGCCACGACCGGUGAUGGUCUGUACGAGGGUCUGGAGUGGCUCGCCGAGACGCUGCGGAAAACGAACCGCGACUAGACUGAUGUAAUGAGUGGAAGAA
Aspergillus ibericus CBS 121593 is the source of this 816-nucleotide messenger RNA. It is a transcript of the gene arfA, whose product is annotated as putative ADP-ribosylation factor. The transcript has 4 exons. Gene Ontology annotation, cellular component: cytoplasm; plasma membrane. Bases 243 to 794 code for a protein of 183 amino acids. Gene Ontology annotation, biological process: vesicle-mediated transport; intracellular protein transport. The record is from RefSeq and is a predicted model, not a curated record. Gene Ontology annotation, molecular function: GTPase activity; GTP binding. Lineage: Eukaryota; Fungi; Ascomycota; Eurotiomycetes; Eurotiales; Aspergillaceae.